AUGCCCGCAGGACGCGGAAGCAAGAGGACGCUCGAAGAAGUCGUCAACUAUGAAGAUUCGGAUGAUGAGGAUUAUGAUGACCGAGCAGCCGGCCCCUCCAAAUCUCGCUCUGCGAAGCCUCGGCGGCGAGGAGCUCCUGUUCGCAAGAAGCGCAAGAGAGGAUAUGCGGGUUCCGAUGUCGACAGUGACUCGGACGAAGUCGUGUCGGACGAGGAUUCGUUUUCUGACGAGGACGAAGAUGACGAUAUAGAGACAAAUGCGAUAGGCCGACCUGUUCGCAGGGCGGCCAAAAAAGCUGCAAACAAAUAUGAAGAAAGUUCCGAGGACGAGGAAGAUGAACUUGCCAAUUCCUCAGGCGAAGACCGUCCACGUCGCCAAGCCACAACAUCUCCGCGAAAAAAGUUGAUCAUCACUCUCAAGACCACCCCUGCUCGUUCAGCGAGAAGCCUGCGAACUAGGAGCGGAAGUUACGGUAUCAAUCAGCCGGCCACCUCAUCUGCACCUCAUCCUACAGUCACACGGAGAAGCAGUCGCCUCUCUCAUGACCCUGAGGAGGCUCUGGUGAAACUGACCGAUUCGGGAAACCACGUAGAGAUUGUUCGCGAAGGAUCACGAGACCCUGAAGGUAUCCCUCCAAGAGCAAUGAAGGGCGGAAAGGGCCUCAAAUACCCUUCGAAAAGCACCAUUGACGAAGAGUCGCAAUCACAACCCAAGGAAGAGGAAGUAGAAGAAGUACUCGAAAUACAGGCGUCUCAACACGAGCUCUUGGAAAGCGACCCUCAAACCAUGGAAGAACAUGCCGCAGAAGAGCUACCGAACAUUACUUCAGACAUUAUCAACAUUGCGGAACCUGAAGGUGUUGAGAGUGACGGCGACUUCAACCCUGAACCCGCUGCCACACAGGAAGAGGCCACAGUCGAAGUUGAGAAAGAGGACGUAGAGGAGGAGCAGGAGGAGGAGGAAGAUGAGGAAGAGGAUGAAGUGAGACCAGCACGGGGUAGGCUAACCCGAGGCUCUUCCAAGAGAAAAGUAGACUCGCCUGAAUUUGAACCACACAAGUCGCCCAAGCGACUACGUGGACGGACUCUUGGAGGCGAAGCCAACUCAGGGGCUUCGGGUAGUCGUCGACGAAAAGCGCCGGACGAGAGCAGUGAUUUUCAUCCUGAAGAUGAGACCGCCAACCAAGAUGACAUGUCGAGCUCCAGCGAGUCCAACGCAUCUCCUCGCAAAAAGAACGGCGAUGAUGACGACUAUGAAAGCGAGAAUCAAGGUCGAAGGUCGAGGCGCCUCCGUAGUCAAGCCGCUUCUCGCCAACGGUCUGAAGAAAGCGACGACGAUCUAGCAGCAGAGGUCGCAGAGCUGAAGCGUGAUGGCAGGAAGUCAAGACGGCCGAGGGAAGAAGAAAUCAUCUACGAGCCUCGUGGAAGGCGAGGCGGUAAAAAGCCCAACUAUGAUCUUCUCAGGAAUCUCGCCCCACUCGAAGAGGAGGAAGAAGUGGCCGCGCCGUCUCCCUCAGCACGAACUCGAAAGACCGGCGGUGGUGGCUGGAGUCGAACUCUUUUCAACACUUACGGCCCCUUUGGCGGUGGCGGUGGCCUGCCACCUGUGCUGGGUGGAGGCCCGCAAAGGGCUCAAGGAGGUGUUGACUCGGACAGCAGCGACGACGAAACAAUGAAACAACCAAGACAAUUGGGUGGUACAGUAGGAAUGACUCCAACCACUGCUGGUGGCUUCAACCUCUUCCCACAAACUCUCAACGCCGAUGCAGCUCAGGCUACAGCUGGCACUCCGGCCAAUCUCGGCAAGAUCAAGGACAAGCAGACCCUCGCAGAUGCCGACCCGCUUGGGGUCGACCAAAAUGUGACCUUCGACAAUGUAGGGGGUCUCCAAGGGCAUAUCGAUCAGUUGAAGGAGAUGGUUGCUUUGCCUUUGCUUUACCCAGAGAUUUUCAUGCGGUUCAAAAUCACUCCUCCUCGUGGGGUUUUGUUUCAUGGUCCGCCUGGAACUGGCAAGACUCUUCUCGCGCGAGCAUUGGCUACCAGUGUCAGCUCUCAAGGCAAGAAAGUCACCUUCUAUAUGCGCAAAGGUGCCGAUGCCCUAAGCAAAUGGGUUGGCGAGGCUGAAAGACAGUUGCGGCUACUCUUCGAAGAAGCCCGAAAGAAUCAACCUAGCAUCAUAUUCUUUGAUGAGAUUGAUGGUCUUGCUCCUGUACGGUCAAGCAAACAGGAACAGAUACAUGCUUCGAUCGUUUCAACGCUGCUGGCACUGAUGGAUGGUAUGGAUGGCCGCGGCCAGGUUAUUGUUAUCGGUGCCACCAAUCGGCCUGAUUCCAUUGAUCCGGCUCUACGAAGACCUGGCAGAUUUGAUCGGGAGUUUUACUUCCCUUUGCCAGGCACUGCAGCUAGGAAGUCCAUCAUUGGCAUUCAUACAAAGGGCUGGGAUCCCCCUCUACCCGAAUCUAUCAAGGAUGAGUUGGCAGAACUGACAAAGGGUUAUGGUGGCGCUGAUUUGCGUGCUCUGUGCACAGAAGCCGCGCUUAAUGCAGUGCAGCGCCAUUACCCUCAGAUUUACAACUCGAACGAGAAACUCGCCAUUGAUCCAAGAAAGAUUGAGGUCACGCCCAAGGACUUCAUGAUUUCUCUCAAAAAGAUGACACCCUCCUCAGAGCGAUCGGCGUCGUCUGGCGCUGCUCCACUACCGCCCAGUGUGGCGCCGCUGCUUCAGUCUCAGUUGGACCAGAUCAGCCAGCUCUUGGGGGAGAUACUGCCACAACGGAAGAGACUCACAGCUUUGGAAGAGGCUCAAUUCGAAGACACUGCCGACGGUCACAGUUUCGGUCGCGAGAAAAUGCAACAAACUUUCGAGACCACCAGAGUCUUUCGUCCUAGAUUGCUGAUCCAUGGCAAGCUGGGCAUGGGGCAGCAGUAUGUCGCUUCUGCACUGCUCAAUCACUUUGAAGGCCUCCACGUUCAGGCCUUCGAUAUUCCGACAUUGUUCAGCGAUACUGCGAGUUCACCCGAGGCCACGGUCAUCAGGCUGUUCUCUGAAAUCAAAAUGCAUAAACCAAGCGUCAUUUACAUUCCCAAUGUGCAGGAAUGGUACAACACCGUGGGCCAGGCCGUGAUAUCUACUUUCGUGGGGCUUUUGAGAUCCAUCAAACCCACUGAUCCUGUUCUUUUACUUGGAUUUGCCGAGGGCGACUACGAUGACAUGGAUGAUAACAUGCGCCGCGAGUUUUUUGGCUACUCAAAGAAGAACCAGUUCCAGCUGAGAGAGCCUAAUCUUGAAGAAAGGUCUGAAUUCUUCCGCAGCAUCAAGGAUUACAUUAGCACGGCUCCAGAUGAUUUCCCCGAUCCAGAGCACCGAAAGAAGCGUGAACUGGAAAAACUUGCCGUGGCACCGCCUGAGCCAGAGAAGCCGAAACCUCCGCCAACCAAGGAGGAGCUCAAGGCACAAAAGAGGCGUGACCGUCAAACUCUGAACAUGCUCAAGAUCCGAUUACAGCCCAUCAUGGACCAAAUCAGGACCAAAUACAAGAAAUUCCGGACCGGCGUGAUCGAUGAAAGCCACAUUCGCUACCUCUACGACGAAGCUGAUCCAGGUACUGUGACGUCGGAUCUGCACACUGAAAUUCUGGCCAGAGCUUCCUACCGGCCUUUCGAGAUUGGGAAGGACGCCCAUGGUGUUCCCGGCCUGAUAGAUCAGUCUAAUGGCAACUUCUAUUACAACCUGGACUCUGUGACAAUCGAGAAACGCCUGAGCAAUGGGUACUACAAGCGACCGAAAGAUUUUCUGGCAGAUAUCAAACGCUUGGCUAAAGAUGCAAAGGCCAUUGGUGAUGAAGAUCGACUGCUCAAGGCCAAUGAGCUGUUGGCGAACGUCGAGGUCGACAUUGGAUCCAUGGAAGUCAACGAACCUGCGCUGGCCGCGGAAUGUGAACGUGUUUACCAACGAGAAUUGGAACGGGAACGAGAGGCCCUAGAGAAAGCGGAGCAAAGCAAAAUGCCUCCGCCUCCCAAUGUGACCAAUAUUGCUCAGGGUUCGGGAACAACGACGACAAAUGACACAGGCCCCAUUCUGUUAGGCGAGCCCAUGCAUCGCCGCAAUGACUUUGCUCAGCGGCUCGCUGCGACAUCCACUCAAGCCCAGUCAACCGAGUCCAUUGUUACGAACGGCAUACAUCCUAGUCAAAAUCACUCAGGACAUUUGACAAAUGGGUCUCAUGCAAAUGGCCACGAAGUAGAUGUGGAAGGCGACACUUUUAUGGGAAGGGGAGACUCGCAUCCAUCGUCUCACAACAAGAGCAACGACACGCAGCAGACGAACACGACUAGCUCCUACGGUGCGCGUGCCUCUGCCCAAACAAGACCGUGGAGUGCAUACACCGCACCCUCCCAACAGCUUAUGAAGGAAUCAGGACUGUCCGCGCCGCCCUCCCAGACUGGACCCUUCACUCCUAUGCCUCAGGGAAGCCAGCCAGGGGAGUUCCAGAACGAUGCUAGCACAACUCAAUCGCCCAACGAGAAGAAGCCGUCCUCCAAUAAUACGCAGCAAGAGAUUCACCAGGAUUCAGGCCCUGAUCUCUAUCCAUUCGACGAGAGACGAUCUGCUGGAGGCAGUCAGAUUCCGUCCACGCAAGGGCAAAACUCACAAUCGCAAGUUGCUACAGGUGCCCGUCCUUCUUCACCGCAAGGGGCGAACCAAGACUCCAACUCACCGCCUUCCAUGAUCAUGCCUCCCCCCAUUGAGGCGCCGUCACAGCGACAUUCCAACGCCAGCCGCAUCGAUGACCUGCUGAAUCCCUCUUCAUCUCCACGUCCGACGUCGCCACUAUCACCGACUUCUCGCCCCAAUUUGAUCCAAGUCGAGGAGCAUGCGCUUGAAAAUCUACAUACUGAAAUCGCGGAUCAGACUAGCGGUCUGUCCGUCGAACAAUUGGAGCAAGUGAACAGCGUAUUGAUGGAUACGAUCUGGAAGACGAGAAGUGAGUGGGACCGAAAUAAGGUUAAACAGAGUGUGGCAGAGGCUUUUAAUGAGGUUAUGGAGGACAUGGCCGGUGCCGGACAGCAGUUUGGGGACGGCAGUUGGGGCCGGAAGGCACAGGUAUGA
Molecule: messenger RNA, 5109 nt
Organism: Fonsecaea monophora
Lineage: Eukaryota; Fungi; Ascomycota; Eurotiomycetes; Chaetothyriales; Herpotrichiellaceae
Exons: 2
Coding region: 1-5109 (1702 amino acids)
Biological process (GO): positive regulation of transcription by RNA polymerase II
Cellular component (GO): nucleus
Molecular function (GO): chromatin binding; ATP binding; ATP hydrolysis activity
Source: RefSeq, a predicted model, not a curated record